Ascoidea rubescens DSM 1968 is the source of this 545-nucleotide messenger RNA. RefSeq lists its product as uncharacterized. Bases 180 to 476 code for a protein of 98 amino acids. NCBI's taxonomy places the organism in Eukaryota, Fungi, Ascomycota, Saccharomycetes, Ascoideales, Ascoideaceae. The transcript has a single exon. The record is from RefSeq and is a predicted model, not a curated record.
CCCCAUGUUGCAAAUAUUAUUUCAACUUCUGCUGUUACAAAAAUGUGGACCAUGGAUAUAUUCAAAAACAAUUCUCUCGACGCAAGUCGUUCGAUGCCGGACAACAGAUGCAUUCGCAGAAUAGAUGAAGAUUUUGAUUCCCCAUCUGCCGUUGCGUUUUCUACAGCAAUUUGGCAUCAAUGUGCCGGUCCUUUCAGUGGCUCUGUUGCAGGAAAAAUUGCGAAACGGAACCCGUUUCUCCUUUUGGUGGAACAAAAAGUGAAGACUGUUUUAAUGGAGAGACAACGAAAUUUAUUGUUAGCAGGUUCAAAAGCAGGAUACGGCUGCUCCUAGUCAUUUGUAUGCCGAUAGGGAUGAGCCUGCUCCAGCUGCUGCCGUUUGUAGGAUUCCUCAUUCUAUCAUCAUUGAUGAACACAGGACAAGUCGUUGCUCGCACGAUUGCUGCACGAUCAUCUGCUGCUGCCAGGUUGGAAUAAUAUAUGAAAGUCACCAACCGAAUAUUUGCUAAGACGGUUCAUUCUGUCCGGGUUGAUAACGAGUUUGCA